Messenger RNA from Taeniopygia guttata (zebra finch), 3923 nucleotides. The record is from RefSeq and is a predicted model, not a curated record. NCBI's taxonomy places the organism in Eukaryota, Metazoa, Chordata, Aves, Passeriformes, Estrildidae.
UCCCCGUGUCCGGCGGUGUCCCCGUGUCCAGCAGUGUCCCCGUGUCCGGCAGUGUCCCCGUGUCCGGCGGUGUCCCCGUGUCCGGCGGUGUCCCCGCGAUGCCGUUCGGGGCGGUGCUGGCGCAGGUCGGGGGCCUGGGCCGGUUCCAGGUGCUGCAGACGGCGCUGUUGGCGGUGCCCAUCCUGCUCAUGGCCAGUCACAACCUGCUGCAGAACUUCACCGCCGCCGUCCCCCCGCACCGCUGCCGCGUCCCCGCUGUCCCCGGCGCCACCCCUGCUGCCACCGGUGCCACCCCAGCGCCGCACGGAGCCACCCCCGAUGCCACCUCAGCGCAUCCUCGUGACACCUUGAGAGGCUCCAACACGGUCCUCAAGUCUCCUGGUGGCACCUCGGGGUCACCUGGUGCCACCCUGAGGUCCCCCAGUGGCGUCCCCAGCCCCGGUGCCACCCACGUCACACUCGAUGGCACCGCAGGGACCCCUGAUGGCACCCGUGUCCAGCCUGAUGCCACCUGGGGGUCCUCCAAUGGCAGCCUGGGGCCCACUGGUGCCACGCUGGGGUGGUCCAAUGUCACCCUGGGGUCCUGCCGGCGCUACGUGGCCAACGUCACCGGUGGUGCCCAGGCCACCGAGCCGUGCCGUGACGGAUGGGACUACGACCGCAGCAUCUACGUGUCCACCAUCGUCACCGAGUGGGACCUGGUCUGUGCCUACCGGCAGCUGCGGCAGAUGGCCCAGUCCAUCUACAUGGCCGGGGUCCUGGUGGGCGCCCUGGUCCUGGGGGGCCUCUCAGACAGGUUUGGGCGCAAGGCCAUGUUGAUGUGGUCCUACCUGCAGCUGGGGGUGAUGGGGACGUGCACGGCCUUCGCGCCCAACUACGCUUCCUACUGCGUCUUCCGCUUCGCCGGCGGGAUGGCGCUGUCCGGCUUCGGCCUCAGCAUCGCCUGCCUGGUGGUGGAGUGGAUCCCCACGCCCUACCGCGCCAUCACCGUGGCCAUCACCGGCUUCGCCUACACCCUGGGCCAGAUCAUCCUGGCCGGGGUGGCCUACGCCGUCCCCCACUGGCGCUGGCUCCAGCUCUCCGUGUCCCUGCCCUUCUUCGUCUUCCUCCUCUACUCCUGGUGGUUGGCGGAGUCGGCGCGGUGGUUGGUGCUCUCGGGCAAAGCCGACUGGGCGGUGAAGGUCCUGCAGCGCGUGGCCACCUUCAACAACCGGAAGGAGGAGGGGGAGAAGAUCACGGUGGAGAUGUUGAAGUCCAACAUGAAGGAGGAGUUGGCAGCUCUGAAAUCCUCCUACACCGUCUCUGACCUGGUCCGGACCCCCGUGAUCCGCCACAUCUUCUUCUGCCUCUCCAUCGUCUGGUUCUCCAUCAGUUUCUCCUACUACGGCUUGGCCAUGGACCUGCAGAACUUCGGGGUCAGCAUUUACCUCAUCCAGGUGAUUUUCGGCGCCGUUGACUUUCCGGCCAAGGUGGUGGUGACCGUGUCCCUGAGCUAUGUCGGCCGGCGGCUCUCACUCAUGGUGGCCUUGUUCUUUGCGGGGAUGGUCAUCGUGGCCAACAUCUUUGUGCCCACAGAGCUGCAGACGGUGCGCACGGCGCUGGCCGUCAUCGGCAAGGGCUGCCUGUCCGCCUCCUUCAACUGCGUCUUCCUCUACACCACCGAGCUCUACCCCACACCCAUCAGGCAGACGGGGCUGGGCUUCGGCAGCACCAUGGCGCGCGUGGGCGGCAUCGUGGCGCCGCUGGUGAAGAUGAUGGACGAGUACUACCCCUUCCUGCCCCCCGCCGUCUAUGGGGUGGCCCCCGUGGUGGCUGCCGUGGCAGCCGCGUUCCUGCCCGAGACCCUCAACACGCCACUGCCCGACACCAUCGAGGAGGUGGAGAACAGGACCAGGCAGAAGCCAGCAGGUGACCCCAAGGAGAAGAUCGCGCUCCAGCCCCAGGACGGGUCCCCCCUGAAGGAGGCCUGGCACCGUGUGGGCCAGGGAGGCAUUUUUGGGGUGAAACCCCUGAAAUCCGGGGUUCUGCAUGGCUGUGGGGCGUUCCCGGGCCCCGGUGGUGGCAGGAUGGCUUUCGCCAGCCUCCUGGAGCACGUGGGGGGCAUGGGGCGCUUCCAGGUGGUCUCGGUGCUGCUCCUGUCCCUGCCCGUGCUGAUGAUGGCCAGCCACAACCUCCUGCAGAACUUCACCGCCGCCACCAGCGACCACUGGUGCCGCCCGCGCCCAGAGGCCAACGCAACCGGCCUCAACCCCGAGGCCCUGCUGAGGGUCUGGGUGCCCCACGGGGAGCGCUGCCGGCGCUUUGUGAAACCCCAGUGGUGGCUUUUGGAGGCCAACGGUUCGGAGCCCAACAGCUCUUGGCCGGAGACGGAGCCGUGCAGCGAUGGUUGGACCUACAACCGCAGCGUCUUCACCAGCACCAUCGUCACUGAGUGGGACCUGGUGUGCAGCUCCCGAGGGCUCAAGCAGCUGGCGCAGUCGCUCUACAUGGCCGGAGUCCUGGUGGGCGGCGUCUUCGGGGGGCUCUCGGACAGGUUCGGCCGCCGCUCGGUGCUCACCUGGUGCUACCUGCAGAUGGCCGCCAUGGGCACCUGCUCGUCCUUCGCGCCCACCUUCACCGUGUACUGCCUGUUCCGCUUCCUGACGGGCAUGGCCUUCUCGGGUGUUGUCCUCAACAGCGUCUCCCUCUCGCUGGAGUGGAUGCCGACACACAUGCGGGCGCUGGUGGGCACCUUCAUGGGGUACUGCUACACCACCGGGCAGUUCCUGCUGGCCGGCGUCGCCUUCGCCGUCCCCGACUGGCGCCGGCUGCAGCUCGUGGUGUCCCUGCCCUUCUUUGGCUUCUUCCUCUACUCCUGGUGGCUGACAGAGUCAGCACGGUGGCUCGUCAUGGUGGGGAAGUCCCACCAGGCCCUGCGGGAGCUCCAGAAGGUGGCCAGGAUCAACGGGAAGAAGGAAGAAGGCGACAAGCUCGACAUAGAAACCCUGAGGUCCCACAUGGAGAAGGAGAUGACGUUGUCAAAGACCCGCCACACUGCGAUUGACCUGGUCCGGACGCCGGUCCUGCGCCGCAUCUCCUUCUGCCUCUGCUUCGUGUGGUUCUCCACCAGCUUUGCCUACUACGGGUUGGCCAUGGACCUGCAGAACUUUGAGGUCAACAUCUACGUGAUCCAGCUGAUCUUCGGCGCCGUGGACAUCCCGGCCAAGCUGAUGUCCAUCCUCACCAUCACCUACGUGGGGCGCCGCUUCACCCAGGCCAUCGCCCUCAUCCUGGCCGGCUUGGCCAUCCUGGCCAACGUCUUGGUGCCACGAGAGCUCCGGACAGUCCGGACAGCCCUGGCCGUUUUUGGGAAAGGUUGUUUGGCCGCGUCCUUCAACUGCGUCUUCCUCUACACGGGGGAGCUCUACCCCACCGUGAUCCGGCAGACAGGCAUGGGCUUGGCCAACACCAUGUCGCGGCUGGGCAGCAUCAUGGCCCCCCUGGUGAAGAUGGCGGGCGAGCUCUUCCCGGCGCUGCCCUUCGUCAUCUACGGUGCCGCGCCCGUGGUGUCGGGGCUGGUGGCCGCCUUCCUGCCCGAGACGCGGAACAUGGCCCUGCCCGAGACCGUGGAGGAGGUGGAGGGAAGGACACAAUCCCAGAAGGACGAAGCCCAACAUCUCCAGGUCCCUCUCCAGCCCACCCCGUCCAGCAACUCCACAGGACCCCAAUAGUGCCACCCCCCACCAGUGGACCCCCAAAAUCCGCAGCCCUCGAUGCUCCCGCCAGAUGAAUGAGCAGGAUUUGGGGGGUGGAGGGGGUUCAAACCCCCCCCGAAGAGCAAAGGGACAGCGGUGACCACAGAGUGGGGGGGACGCUGGGGCCCCCCCAAAUCUGUGCAUCGAGGGCAGUUCGGCCGCGCUGGAAUAAAAAACAAUAAAAGCAAA